This is a messenger RNA of Plectropomus leopardus (leopard coralgrouper), 330 nucleotides long. The record is from RefSeq and is a predicted model, not a curated record. Lineage: Eukaryota; Metazoa; Chordata; Actinopteri; Perciformes; Serranidae.
UCGCAGCUACAAACAUGAACGAGACGUCGUCCAGGUCGCACGCCGUCUUCACCAUCGUCUUCACCCAAAAACGACGAGACCAGAUGACCAGCCUGGACACAGAGAAGGUCAGUAAGAUCAGUCUGGUGGAUCUGGCAGGAAGCGAGCGAGCCGACUCCUCGGGGGCGAAGGGCACCCGGCUCAAGGAAGGAGCAAACAUCAACAAAUCUCUGACCACGCUGGGCAAAGUGAUAUCGGCUCUGGCUGAGAUGCAAAGCAACAAGAAGAGGAAAAGUGAUUUUAUUCCCUACAGAGACUCUGUUCUCACCUGGCUGCUGAAGGAGAAUCUGG